Molecule: messenger RNA, 1839 nt
Organism: Hyposmocoma kahamanoa
Lineage: Eukaryota; Metazoa; Arthropoda; Insecta; Lepidoptera; Cosmopterigidae
Product: obg-like ATPase 1
Exons: 11
Coding region: 136-1329 (397 amino acids)
Cellular component (GO): cytoplasm
Molecular function (GO): ATP hydrolysis activity; ATP binding; GTP binding
Source: RefSeq, a predicted model, not a curated record
ACGCCUUUCACGGUAUUUUGGGAUUCAUUCGAAAAAAUAUCGCUGUAAAAACAGAAACAGACUGAGUACCAAACAUUGUCCCUUGGUCUAAAAAUAGUAGUCCUAAUUCCGGCCUUUUUACGAUAGAACGACAGGAUGCCACCUAAAAAGGUAGAAGAGCCGGAAAAGAAGCCACUGAUAGGACGAGUGGGCACAAACUUGAAAGUGGGCAUAGUUGGAGUGCCUAAUGUUGGCAAAUCCACAUUUUUCAAUGUGCUCACCAAAAGCCAAGCUGCAGCUGAAAACUUUCCUUUCUGCACCAUAGAUCCUAAUGAAAGUAGGGUGCCUGUGCCAGAUGAAAGGUAUGAGUACCUUUGCGAGUACCAUAAACCCGCCAGUAAGGUGCCAGCUUUUUUGAACGUCGUGGACAUCGCUGGAUUGGUGCGCGGCGCAGCUGAAGGGCAAGGCCUCGGCAAUGCAUUUCUUUCUCAUAUUAAAGCUUGUGACGCCAUUUUUCACCUAUGCCGUGCGUUCGAAGACGAGGACGUGACGCAUGUGGAUGGCGACGUGAACCCGGUACGAGAUUUGGAAACCAUCGGUGAAGAGCUCCGUUUGAAAGAUGAGGAACAACUCAUGAAGGAUAUAGAGAAACUAGAUCGUGUCGUCAACCGUGGCGGUGACAAAAAACUGAAGCCUGAAUACGAAACCUUAAUGAAAAUAAAAAGUGUACUAGUGGAUGAAAAGAAACAUAUUCGCUUUGCCGACUGGAGUAUGGCUGAUAUUGAAGUACUAAAUAAAUAUUUGUUCUUGACAUCAAAGCCAGCCAUAUACCUCGUUAAUUUGUCCGAAAAAGAUUACAUGCGGAAGAAAAAUAAGUGGCUGCCAAAAUUAAAGGAAUGGAUUGAUAAGAACGAUCCUGGUGCGCCACUUAUUCCAUUCUCGGGGGUGUUAGAAACCAAACUAAUGGAAAUGGACCCUGAAGAACGCAAAGCUUUCUUGAAGGAACAUAACAUUACAAGUGCAUUAGAUAAAAUCAUCAUAACUGGAUACAAGGCGCUUCAACUCGAGUACUUCUUCACGGCAGGUCCGGAUGAAGUGAAAGCAUGGACGAUUCAGAAAGGAACAAAAGCACCUCAAGCCGCUGGCAGGAUCCACACGGACUUCGAGAAGGGCUUCAUCAUGGCCGAAGUAAUGCAUUUCAAAGACUUCAAGGAAGAGGGCUCGGAAGCGGCCUGCAAAGCGGCGGGAAAGUACAGGCAGCAAGGUAGAAAUUACGUAGUUGAAGAUGGAGAUAUCAUCUUCUUCAAAUUCAACGCGGGCGCAGGACUAAAGGACGCUAAGAAGAAAUGACGUGACAAGGUACUUCUCCUUUUGGUGCAUAUGUUGUACCUGAACCUCGUUCUCUAUACUCUAUUACACGUCUCUUGAGCUAAGCUUAGAACUGUUUUUUAUUUUAUUUAUAAUUUCAUUAAGUGAUUCGCGUUGUAAUGCUGUUUCUGAUCUGUGUUGUAAUUUAAAGAAUGCUUAAUGGGUAAAAAUGUAAAUGUUCUGUCUGUUUUUUAAUAAUAAAUAAUAAUGUACAGUUAUUCUAAGUCCGUUCACGUUCAUGUUGUAGAAGUUAAUUUACAUAUCACAAUGGUUAAAGUAUUGAUUCGUUUGAGUUAUCUUAUGCAUGUCACGUGAUUUUUAAACCAUAUUAAUGUUCAGGUUCCGUUCUCUAUUUGCGCUCUUAAUACAUAAUACAUACAUAGAAUUACGUUCAUAUUUUUCUGAUCAAUCUAUUGUGUACAUAGCACAUACAUAGUACAAGCAAAGCUAUUUAAUCUUGUAGUUUUAAAGCCUUAGCCUAUAAGUAUUGUA